Molecule: messenger RNA, 474 nt
Organism: Penicillium olsonii
Lineage: Eukaryota; Fungi; Ascomycota; Eurotiomycetes; Eurotiales; Aspergillaceae
Source: the annotation of a GenBank genome assembly
AUGAGCGCAAACUUAUACUCUCUUUGCAGGUACCUCGUCAAGAUCGCCGGUAAGGAAGGUUUCCACCUCCGCGUCCGCGUCCACCCCUUCCACGUCGUCCGUAUCAACAAGAUGUUGUCUUGCGCUGGUGCCGAUCGUCUGCAGACCGGUAUGCGUGGUGCCUUCGGUAAGCCCCAGGGUCUCGUCGCCCGUGUGAACAUUGGCCAGAUCAUUCUGUCCGUCCGCACCCGUGACGCCCACCGCGCUACCGCUCUCGAGGCCCUCCGCCGCUCUAUGUACAAGUUCCCCGGUCGCCAAAAGAUCAUUGUCUCCAAGAACUGGGGUUUCACCCCCGUUCGUCGCGAGGACUACGUUCAGCUCCGCCAGGAGGGCAAGCUCCGCUCCGACGGUGCCUACGUUCAGUUCCUCCGUGGCCACGGUCUCAUCGAGGAGAACAUGAAGCGCUUCCCCGAUGCCUACGAGAACCUCGCUUAG